Messenger RNA from Anopheles maculipalpis, 1443 nucleotides. RefSeq names its product DNA polymerase delta subunit 3 (gene PolD3). NCBI's taxonomy places the organism in Eukaryota, Metazoa, Arthropoda, Insecta, Diptera, Culicidae. Gene Ontology annotation, molecular function: DNA-directed DNA polymerase activity. The coding region runs from base 34 to 1443 and encodes 469 amino acids. Gene Ontology annotation, cellular component: nucleus; delta DNA polymerase complex. The transcript has 4 exons. Gene Ontology annotation, biological process: DNA strand elongation involved in DNA replication; DNA replication; nucleotide-excision repair, DNA gap filling. The record is from RefSeq and is a predicted model, not a curated record.
UUUGGAAGUUGGAUGUAUUAAGUGCCCUUAGCCAUGGAUGCAGAGCUACAGAAAACGUGUCACCGUGAAAUAGGUCACAUCGUAUUUGAUGCCAACGAGAAAAUUACUAUACGGAAAAUUAGUAACACGUGGAGUUUGGAUAGUAAGCAAGCCAUAGAAGUGCUGCAGAAAUGGCUCGAAGAACAAAAAGAGUCAAAGAAGCUUUCGGUGGAGUACGUCGUCCGUGGGAUCGAUAAAAAUGGAAACCUUUUCAUCUCCAUGGCAAACGCGGAAAAAUUGGAAAAAGUAAGCAAAAACUAUCCGCACUGCAUGAAAAUGCUUUAUUCCGUUGAAAUUGCGUCGGAUGUUAGGCCGCUGAACGUGGUAAAUGAUAAUGAGUUCAGUGUGAUGAAAAUACGACUGAAUUCGGAAAAGCGUCAAAUUGCUCAACCGUCCCAAAAGGAGGCUCCAACACCGGUAAAGCCGGACCCGAAACCCUCCAAACCGAACAUGUUCGCAAUGGCCAGCAAAGCACCGGUAAAGGAAGAGAAACAUUCCCCUCCAGCAACACCGGUAGUGUCUGUAAAAGAGGAACCGAAAACGGCCACACCACCAAAAGCUUCACCAAAAACGCAAUCACCGAAAAAGGAUACGAAAAAAGCUGUCGCUACUGGGAAGGGAGCAAUUUCAUCGUUUUUCUCUUCAAAACCUGGUCAAUCUACUGCUGUUGCUGCUCCGAAAGCUGCCAUCAAACAGGAACCUCCAUCACCUGCUACGAAAGCAGUGGAAAAGGCAACGAAAAAACCGGAACCAGUGAAAAAAGAAGAAAAAACACGCAAACGUACCCACACCGAUGAUGAGGAGGCCACAGAAGAGGAUGAAGAUGUCAUCCCAAACACACCUCAGGAGGACCGGAAGAGGGCCGAUAGUAAGAAGCGUACCAGCAAGAAACCUUUGCUGCAGCGGAAAAAGGCGUCGAAUCCUUCAAAGAAAUCACGUCUUCUGGAAAUUUGUGACUCAUCUAGCGAUGAGGAACUGGACGAAAAGGAAGCGGCGGUCGAACAACGCAAGGAACGAUUGGUGGAGUUUGAUCAUGAAGAAAUGGAGCAGCAGCAUGAGAAGGAAGAGGGGAAAGAGCCGGAAGCACAGAAGCCGUCAUCGCUUUCACCGGAAAAGCCCGUCGAGAAUGAUUCGAACAGUGUGAACCGUAAUCGGAGCAAAGUUAAGAAGCUGAUCACUAAAACCUACACCGAUGAGAAGGGUUAUUUGAUCACCAUGAAGGACUACGAAAUGGUAUCGGAAGAUGAGUCUAGCGCUACAGAAAAAGAAACUGCAACACCGACGGAAACUCCAAAACAGAAAGCCGGGGCCCAAGGCAAAGCCUCUUCGGUAGAGAAGAAGGUAACGCCACCAACACCGAAAACCAAGCAAGGUUCAAUUAUGAGCUUUUUUGCAAAGAAGUAA